Molecule: messenger RNA, 1008 nt
Organism: Psilocybe cubensis
Lineage: Eukaryota; Fungi; Basidiomycota; Agaricomycetes; Agaricales; Agrocybaceae
Exons: 4
Coding region: 1-1008 (335 amino acids)
Biological process (GO): mitochondrial translation
Cellular component (GO): mitochondrial small ribosomal subunit
Molecular function (GO): structural constituent of ribosome
Source: RefSeq, a predicted model, not a curated record
AUGUUUUGCCACCACCUCUCUUCUUUCAGACCAUGUCUGCGCUCGGUAUCACGUCCUGUAGCCAGCACAUCUCGUCUGUCCCAAUAUAGGAGUAACUCAACUGUUGUCACAUCGGAGAAGUUACAUGAUUCAGAGGAUGGUGUCUCUGAGUUUGAGGAGGCAGAUUCACAGGACGCUGACCAGGGCGACAAAGGACCCAGGAAUUAUAAGGAGUUCAUGGCAACCAUUGGCCCCAAGUUUCGCUAUGCCUCACCACAGAAUUGGUUAGCGCCAAAAACACCAUUUCCUAUGAAUCCUUCUUUCAAACCGCCUCCCCCAAUAUCUGAUGUUCAAAAGGAUAUAAUAUUUCAACAAUUUCUUGCGGACCCUCUAUUACAUUCUCCUCGGCGACUUGCUCAGCGCUAUCACCUGAGUUUGAAACGUGUUGAUGCAAUCCUUCGCCUCAAGGGACUGGAAAGGCACUUCACUAAGGGAAUUCCUCUACAAACCGGGUUUCAGAUUGGCAUGGAUAGGUUACUCAACGCUUGGACUCAUCCGAAAACACCUUUUUAUAAGGCAGGUGUUAAGAGCAAAAGCAAAAUCGAGGAACGUGAAGAUGUUUCCCAAGCCGAUGCCCUGGAACAAGCGGAGAAACGUGAUGCUGCGCGUUAUCGCUAUGAACGUUUAUAUUGGGAAUCUACUCCCGAAGAUGGACGGGAACCUAUCGUACCUGGAGUGUUGGAGGCUGUGAAGACGAGAGCGCUGCUGAGGGAGCAACGCAGGAAGAAGGCUGCUGCAAGACUUCUGCAAGGCCGACUGCCGAAGAGUCCUUGGAUACGUCGACCCUCGCGUCCAUCCUUCGUUUCCUGGAGGCAGGGCCGUGUCGCUACCAGAUUCGUCGACGUCGGGGCUGAGUUCUUGAGCGUGGAGGAAUUAAACAAGAACACCGCGCCUCGCAGGCACAGGCAAGAGCAACGGCAAAAGAAAGCUGCUGAAAAGAUGCAGAAAAUUUUGAACUCGAAGCAGUAG